AUGGAUGGUAUCCGUACUGAGCUUCAGGUCUAUGCUUACUUAGACCCCGAGAAUCCGGCACACAUCAUCGUUUCCAACAAUGAAGGUUUCGACUCUGUAUCCGUUGUCAAAUUCCUUCGGGCAGCCUGGGUGGAAGGAAUGGGAAGGACUGACUUGCACAUCAAGAAGCUCAUGCUUGCGCCACUCCCCGUUGAGUCCUCGAUGUACGCCGUCACCCUCCUAAGGCAUAACCUUGUUGCGAAACCAUACCUUCACCAAGUUGAACGUCAAGAUGCGUAUACUGGCCGUCAGGUCUUCGCCCAUAAGAUGAACGCCAUGCACACCGCGAAUUUCAAAGAGAUUCUGCAGGAUAUGCGAACAUCGCUUUCCAUGGUGAACUACUUCAAUGGCAACCUGAGGAUGAGAUUCCACUUCGGGACCUUGAUUCUAGACAGAUUCAUGUCCCCUAAAACCAAUGAAACUGCAGUCAACCUGUUCGACUUCGCGGACAUGAUUGGACAUGACCAGUGUCGAGGACGAGUAGUGCCUGGACAGAAGAUCAGCAUGGAGACCUUGUUGAACAGAUUUCGCGACGCGGAUGACCUCCUUGAGCCCAUCGGCCAGACGCGGCCUCUCAGUGAGCUGGAGCUCAUGGAGCCAACCCACUCGGCCACUAUCGAGUUUCUAGGAAGUCCCGGCUCUGAUUUCCGUCUGGAGCUUUACCUCAAACGGAUUGCGCGUGCUGGUGAAGUUGAAAUCAAGGGUCAUCGCUGGUUCAAAGCGCGUCAUGGCGAAGAUAAGACCCUGAGGAUGCCACUGCAGCUCGCCAUGGUGGACUUUGGAAGGGCUGACUGGCAAUGCGACAUUGAGUUCUUCGAGGUCGCCGCGGAGAGACUUCUGAGCAAAUCCCAGCGCGAGCUCGCGUCCAGUAUCCGUUUCACUAGCAAUGGUGACAACCAUCACUUCGUCUCCCAUGCCGCCAUGAACAUUUGGAUCCCUAGAGACACACCCGACGCCCACAUUGUGAAAAAGUCCGCAAUUCGGUUCAAGGUCAAGAGAACUAACUUGGUACUGGAGCUCGCUCGAUUCGAUAUCUAUAGACGGACCAAAUUCAUCAAGUCAUACGCAAGUGCCUCACUCUACGACCCGAAUUGGGAUUCGCUCUUGGGAGGAGAGAUUGGAGUUGGCGGUGCCCAGAUUCAACCGCACGGAGCGGGUCUGGAGGCUUUCUUCCCGUCAAGCCUAGACAGUAAUGCAGUGGAAGGGGCUGGCUUGAUAGAGGUCCUCUAUGUUGUCCAGAAAAUUGCGGAGCUGCUGGGUGGCUCUGCAAUUGGCUUGAAUCAGCCGCCCAAGGAUGAGAAUGUGGCUGCUUGGAUGGACGUGGAGCUUGGGACACUGUUUUGA
Penicillium subrubescens is the source of this 1383-nucleotide messenger RNA. RefSeq lists its product as uncharacterized. The transcript has 3 exons. The record is from RefSeq and is a predicted model, not a curated record. Bases 1 to 1383 code for a protein of 460 amino acids. Lineage: Eukaryota; Fungi; Ascomycota; Eurotiomycetes; Eurotiales; Aspergillaceae.